Scleropages formosus (Asian bonytongue) is the source of this 4102-nucleotide messenger RNA. RefSeq names its product ras-related protein Rab-5B. The record is from RefSeq and is a predicted model, not a curated record. The transcript has 7 exons. The coding region runs from base 279 to 932 and encodes 217 amino acids. Gene Ontology annotation, molecular function: GTP binding; GTPase activity. Lineage: Eukaryota; Metazoa; Chordata; Actinopteri; Osteoglossiformes; Osteoglossidae.
UAUUGGUGGAAGUAAUUGUCUGUCAGUCACCACCCAGCACGUCGGAAGACGCAGAGAAACGUCGCGGCCCAGACGUUUAAACGACGGGGGAAAGAAAGCAGCCGAGUGAGACCUGCUGCUGCUGCUGCAGUGAGUGAGAGAACAUCCAGCCCAACUCCUGAGACUGAGCCGAAACCAGCUGUUUUCGAGGGAAGCAGCAAGUCGUACAGCCACCAAAAGCCCUUCCAGGUGGAUCCCGUGGAUUUCCCCUGUGAGCUCCAGAGCGUCCCCCGACCCAAAUGGCAGGACGCCCCGUGCGCCCCAACGGCCAGCCUCAGCCCAGCAAGGUCUGCCAGUUCAAGCUGGUGCUUCUGGGGGAGUCUGCAGUCGGCAAGUCCAGCUUGGUGCUGCGCUUUGUCAAAGGGCAAUUUCAUGAGUACCAGGAGAGCACCAUUGGAGCUGCAUUCCUGACCCAGUCUGUGUGCCUGGAUGAUACCACAGUGAAGUUUGAGAUCUGGGACACAGCAGGACAAGAGCGCUAUCACAGUUUGGCCCCAAUGUAUUAUAGAGGAGCUCAGGCAGCCAUCGUAGUGUUUGACAUCACCAAUACGGAGACAUUUGGCCGAGCCAAGACCUGGGUGAAGGAACUUCAGAGACAAGCCAGCCCCAACAUUGUUAUCGCUCUGGCUGGAAACAAGGCUGAUCUGUCUGCCAAGAGAGCGGUGGAGUAUGAGGAAGCUCAAGCCUAUGCAGAUGACAACAGCCUGCUGUUCAUGGAAACUUCUGCCAAGACUGCCAUGAAUGUCAAUGACCUUUUCCUAGCCAUUGCCAAGAAAUUGCCAAAAAGUGAGCCCCAGGCUGGAGCAGGGGGUGUGGCAGGCCGGGGUAGCCGAGCAGGUGUGGAUCUGAACCAGCCCAGCCAGGCCAACAAGAGCCAGUGCUGUGGGAACUAAGAGGACACUGUGGGAGGGUGGGAGGAGAGGGACAGGUGGAUGUUGUAUGUCUGGUUUGGCGGCAAGAGAAUGUGCGAUGGGAACAAAUUUAGGUGUCUCACAUUAUGCCCCCAAACUGAGGUCUCCUGUGACUCAGUGCACCUGAGCUCCUUUACCAAAGUGCAGUUGACCAGAUAUCUUUAGGCACAGAUUGGUAAAGGAAGAAUGUGACUUUUGGGAACAGCUGUGUCUACUGAAGUAUGGACCUCAAGAAAUGACAGGAGACACUAUCAAGUACUCACCCUGAUCUCUGUGUCUGUGCAACACUUUUUGGAAGAAACACCUUUGGGUUUCUUCAUGGUUGGUUAAAAUGUCUUUGAAGCUACAUGCCUUCUGAAAUUUCAUGUCCGCUUUUUCUCCCCCGGGUCAUUGUCGAAGUGGAUGCCAGUAAUCUAAACCUCAACUUCACCAAUGAUAUCAGAAUUGAAAUGCUUAUUGCAGUAACAACUGUACUGUUAAAAAUUUGGAAAUUUUGAAGUUGACCAUGUUUGAGUGGAUAAUUGGUUUCUUUGUUGGUCCUAUUUUUCAAUUCUGAGAGGAUGGAAGCAGGUGUGAUCGUGGAGCAUAGAACUAUUGUAGAUAAUUCCAUAACAAAUUUGUUCUUGCUGGAUGAGGUUUGUGGAUGGAGGCCAUGGGUAAAGUCUGAAACUACUCUUCACAAUCAUAUGCGAUGCCAUCAUCAUUGUGAAAACUGAUUGCCUGCCUAGUCACAUUUUAUCCACGUCAAGUUUAACACGCUGGAAAAGUGCAAAUAGCAGUCAUAUGACGGCAGAGUUUGUGGCAGACACAUGAAAAAUGGGUGCAUUACAGUUCAGUGACAAGGUAGUGAGAAGAAGCCUAUAAAUGCACAUUUCCAGAUGUGGUAGUCAGGUAGAGAUGGUUACAAAUAACAAAGGGAUUAAAGGCACAGCUCCAAUGCAUAUUUGCACUAAAGCACACACAGUCCUGGAAGCACUCCAUUUUUACUCUAAAGGGUCAUCCUCUACUUUAGUAGCGUUAACAGCCACUGUAGUUGCAUUUGGCUACUUUGGAAAUAUUGCAGUUUGGUAAUGAUGCAUGCAGUUUUGUCACGAUACUGGUCAAUGCAAUUAUUUUAAAUAAUGGAACAGAUGGCAAAAACUAUAGAUUCACAACUAAAAACAUUUUAUCUCCUGCAAAAUUAUGUCUUGGAAAAUUAAUUUUAUUCUUUGUUCCCAGCUUUGCCCCAAUACCAAACUCAAAAUUUAGAACCUUGCAUAGCAUACAGGGACAAUAAAUGUAUUUGCAGUUAGUUUCAAGAUAAUAGGUAAAAUGUAUUUAUAGCUAAUCAACUGCUUUAUAUCCUUAUUUCCAGUCCAUAGUUUUCCCCACAUUCAAUGUCAUAAAUUUGUUAUGCAAUAUUAAUAAUUAUGGUUUUAGCAGUGAGACCCAAACUAAAAUUGAACUAUAACUACCAGUAUGCAUAUUAUGUACAGAAUCAAUUUACAAACUACUGGUGUAAAAGCAAAUGUAUCACUCAAAAAUUGUAUUACUACAUGUGUUGUGUUUAGUUACCACAGGGAAUAGGCAUAUUACAAUAACUAAUGUACAAUGGAUUUGCCCAUGAAGAAAUAAUUGGGAGGUACUGCAGUAUUUUAACUUUUAUACUGCACAGUAUUUACAGUUUAUGGUUUCUUUACUAAAUAUGGUGUAUAAACUGCUUAAAAAUACAAAAGAAAGCACCUGCCUUGGUUAAGAACAGGAAGUCAAGGGGAAGCUGAUUACAUUUCCAUUAGGUAUUUAAUGUAAGUUUAAAAAAAAAAAUAAUCUCAAGUCCUGUCUUGUAUGAAAAUAAACUGCCUUUCAUAACUGUGUUUUGUGUUUAGUUGGUACUGGUUUAAGUAUACUGGUGAACCAGGCAUGUCCACCUAUACGUGACUGCUAUGGUCAGAUGUAGAGCUGAUAAAGAGCAUCUGAGUAAAGUGUGGUAUUCACUUAAGCAUAACAUGCUGGGGAAUAAUGCCAGCUUUGAUGAGUCAUGCUGCUACUGCACUUUUAGUCCCAGUCAGCAGAAGACAUACAGAUGAGCAUUUUAAUCCAUUACAAACAGCAUUGUAAUAUUUGACAUAACACCUCUGUGGAACAUACUUCCCCCAUAUGUCAUGAUACUACUACAUGUAAAACUAACUAUACAAGCCUGGUAAUGUAACAUUAUUGCAUUAAAAAAAAAAAAUCACAUUUAAAAAUGCAUAGAUGCAAAACAGUUCAUUUACUAAGCCCUUUUAUUAAUAUAAAUGCUUAAGAGCAGUUAUCUUCCAGGCAAAAAUUGUGUGUUCCAUUUGUGUUAUAGCAUCCAAUUAAAAAUGACUGGUGAAAUAGUGUUACCUUGUGGAACAGAUCUGGAUUUCAAGUGCAAACCACAAUCUAAUCAGACAUACUUCACAUUCCAUCUAAGGAAAAAUGUAAAUAAAUGGGAAAAAAUGUUUACGUAAGACAUACAAAACUACUUUGGAAUGCAGUCUACUGCUAUGUCACUAGUGCAGAACUACCAGCCCACAUCACUGUUUGCAUCUUUAUAUCCAUAUUUCUAUUCUGACAACCCUUUCAACAGUGUUUCAAACAGACCUAUUUUAGUAUUAACACAUUCAAAGGCCAUAGCACUUGAAGAUACUGUACAUUCAGAUUUAAUAUCAAUACCAAAAAGUACAUAAGACACUAUAAUCAGCUCUACUUGUGUCCUUUUUCAUUGAAACAUCAUGUUUGGCCCUUUUGAAAAUGAAUACACAGUUUCCAGCAAAAUUUGUUUAGAGGAUUUUACCCUCCCUCCAAGGGAAAUACAGCUUCUGAUGAUUCAGUACAAACUUGCAGUACAACCCUGAAAACAAAUAGUGUCGACAAGCGUGCCCUGUGGAAAGCUCAAAGGGCAAAAGGAAAAACAGCUCAGUCCAGCAAUGUUUGAUAAAAGGUUUUCCUUUUUUCAGUAGUUUCACAACAGCUGUGCAUGAGUUUGUGCAAGUAAAAAUUCAAAAAGCAGUGUGGAUCAACGUGAAUGCUUAAAAUGCAUACAGUACAUGCUACACUUCAAUAUACCACUUAGCAUGCACAGUCUGUUUUGUUCAUAGAAUUAAUCAUUACAGCAUCUCAAAGUAUUUAGAGGACCUUAUCUAUUUUGU